Molecule: messenger RNA, 7596 nt
Organism: Letharia columbiana
Lineage: Eukaryota; Fungi; Ascomycota; Lecanoromycetes; Lecanorales; Parmeliaceae
Exons: 5
Coding region: 1-7596 (2531 amino acids)
Molecular function (GO): ATP binding; ATP-dependent chromatin remodeler activity; methyltransferase activity
Source: RefSeq, a predicted model, not a curated record
AUGAGCAAACGAAAGUUCAUGAAGGAUAGCGAUGAAGAUGCACAAGAUCAAGACUACCAGGACCAUCAAGACUCGGAUGAAGACUGCGAGCCAUCCUCGGGCGAGAUUUUUCAAGGACGUCCUUACGUGCUAUCACUUCGUGUGACGCGAUCUAGAUCAACCUUGAAUGCAUCCGACCCGCAAAACCGAGAUGACGAAGAGGUCCAGGGACAAAUCCGUGAUGGUGGGGAUGACACGACUCGUGAAGACAACACCUCCGAGGCUACGCUCCAAAAUGCUCCUCACCACCCCCAAGUAAGUGUGAAAGCUCAGCAUCGAUCGUGCGGUGUCCUCAUCAACACUUUUGUUGCUUCUCGAUCCCACAUCACUGACUCUGAGGCGCAGGUGUCGAAUGAUCUCAGCAACGGUCCGGACGAGGCUCACGUCGCACGGCUGCGUAGAUGUGGCAAAACCAAAUACUGCGGAGUCAAAUCACCACGCAUCGCAGAACCGAAGAAGCUCAAACGAGAAACAGGACGUUUCUUUUGCGUCAUCUGUGGUUCUAACUUCACCCGAGCUGCAAGCGUCAACUACCACUUCCCAGGUUGUGUGGAGAGGUAUGGGAAUCCGCUGGGCAAUUGUUGGAACGACCAUCCCUCAUGCGCACCCAGAAGAGCACGCAAAGACGCUCUCGCCGAUGAUCCCUCUCCUCCCGUCCAAGCGUCCGCUUCAAAGAAACGAUGCAUCCAAACUCUCUCAUCAGGUCCAUCAACUGCUAACCCGAGUGGUGGGAAUGACAUGCACCAACCCCGGCAGACAUCACAUGCAAGUGCUCUACCAAUGGGACCACGCGUGACUCGAUCCCGGACAACACAGAGGACGUCGGAGACUCAGCCUAAUUCGGACGUUCAUGGUACCAGGACGUCAUCCAAAUCGAUGCAGAGAGCUUCGAAGCCUAUCAAACCUCGGCCCAAGCCAACACAGUCGUUGCCUGAUAAGAAGCAGCACACCUCCAAUCCAAGUGGCAAGCGAAAGCCGAGAACCCAGAGCAAGAAGGCAUCUGAUAGCGGGGAGAAAACCAAUGUUCAAAGGUUCGGAAUCGACGGGAGCCUUCCUCCACUUUCAGAUCUCGAUGCGAUAUUCCAUGAUCUCGUUUCGAAUGCGUUGAAGGAGACAACUCUGGAGCAUGCGAUGGAAACUCUCCCUGAAAAGCAGAUCCAUAUUGCUACAAUGUGCUCCGGAACCGAAAGCCCAUUGCUCGCUUUGGAAAAGAUUCAGAAGGACCUAGAGCUUCGUGGGAAGCCUACGUUGAACAUAAAGCACCUUUUCAGUGCGGAGAUUGUUCCGUUCAAACAGGCCUACAUCGAGCGAAACUUUCAUCCCGAUAGGCUUUUCCGCGACAUUCGGGAAAUGGCUGAAGGAGGACAGGCGACCACCGCGUAUGGUGCUCUAACUGAUGUCCCCUCGGAUGUGGAUAUUCUCGUAGCCGGAUUCUCGUGCGUUGACUUCUCGAGGCUCAACAAGAAUACUAAGAAAUUGACGGACACCGGUGAGUCUGGUGACACAUUCCGAGCAAUUCUUGGAUACGCGAAGCAAUAUAGGCCAGCCAUUAUUAUUCUCGAGAACGUGGAUGGCGCGCCUUGGGACCUGAUUCAAGCUAUCUGGCAGAAUGAUCGCGAGUCCGUUCAGGAGCACUGCAAGAAAGUCGACGGUGGAAUAGACCCGAAUGAACUCGAGCUUGACACGUUCUGGGACGAGGAUGAUCCUGCAUACUCCGCCGACUAUCAGAGAGUCGACGCGAAGCAUUACUACAUUCCUCAAACCCGCACCCGAAGAUACAUGAUAUGCCUCGAUCGCCUUCGAUUCCCAUCACCAGACCAAGCAGACGAAGCAGUACAGAAGUGGAAGCAGUACAUGGUGGCACUUCGACGAACGGCAAGCGUAUCCUUUGAAGCUUUCCUUCUACCCGAGGAUGAUCCACGCCUUCAAUACGCUAAAGAUGAAAUGUCCAAGACUGGGAAGCCCAGGCGAGAAAGGGACUGGGAGGUAUGCCGUGGCCGUCACGAAGAGUACCGAACCAUAGAGAAUCUUGGGAUCUCAAGACCCAUCCUCAACUGGACCAAUGACGGCUCCGCCAAAGCUUCAAGUUACUUGUGGACUGAUUGGACCUUGUCGCAAGUCGAGCGCGUGUGGGAUUCGAUUGAGAUAUGCUAUCUACGCAAUGCCGCUAGAGGAUUCGACUCGUUCUUCAAGACACGCGUCUGGGAGCUGUCUCAGAACAUCGACCGUUUCACAGACGGCGCUCGCCCCGGCGUCAUCAACUGUCUUACACCGACUGGUCAACCGUUCUUAUCAGUACGCGGUGGCCCAAUCACUGGGCUUGAAGCCAUCUCACUUCAAGGCCUGCCAAUCGACGUGUUACUACUGACACGCGAGAGCCAGAGAGAAUUGAUAGACCUUGCGGGCAAUGCGAUGACUUCCACAGUGGUUGGGGCGGCUCUUCUGAGCGCCUUGGCUGUAAGUCAUACCAUUCUGACGAGGACGAAGGAGCCAGUCAACCAGACGCUUCAUGAUUUAGGCCACAACCUGGAGGGGAUGAGAGACAGCGAACUUGGGCAAAAGCAAGCCCUGGGGUUUGAUGGUUCUAGUGACUCAUCACUUGAAGAGCUCUGCAAGAUGGCCAAAGCGAGUGUUCGUCUAUGUCACUGUGAAGGUCAAAGUCUUACAGCCCCGGCCUUAAUUCGCAUAUGUAAAUGCUGCCAUCAUCAUUGCUGCGAGAAGUGUGGUAACAUGCCCAAGCACGAUUACGAGCUUCUUGGGGGAAAUGGAGCACCUGUGCGUACGGAACCUCAAGAAUUUCGAAGGCGAUUGAGGUACGCUAUACCAACCAGGCUUGAGAUUGACGGUUUCUCCUCCGAGACAUUAGAAGUAUUCGCACAGCUUUUCCCGGACGGCUCAAAGCAAGACUGGAGACUGUUCAGCGAGGCCAUCCUACUCGCGUCCAAGCAGGAAUACCGCUACGAAUCUGCCAGGCGCUCGCACUGCUGGACAAUUACCUACAGUGCUACGCAUUCCCGACUGGAACUUGUCUUCGACCAAGAAGAAGUGUAUUGGCUGUUGUACGGCAAACCAGGUCAAACAGAGACCGGGAACAGUCGUGUGAGAACACUGCUCGACCAUCCCCUUGCACGACUGACAGUUCGUGGUACGACUAUGCGAGGUGAAUCCACGAAGGCAGAAAGCAUGCUCAAAGGCUCUUGGGAAAUUUGCUUACCAAUAGCUCACACCUUUCCAAUCACUGUUACCCCCCAAGGAGAACUGACAGACUCCUGGGAGAAGAAGCUCGGCCUGCAGGGUGAAAAGUUCAUUGACAAACAAGUAUACACAUCCUUGCACGUUGCUCGCACGUCAGUUCCUGCAGCAGAAUUAGCUUUGGAUCAUGAUAUUUGCGGAGAUUACGAUCUUUUGGACAAUUGCGGAACAGCUUGCAGCAGCCUUCACAAGAAGAGAUCGACCACGGAUGGUCACGACGCACCCCCCCUCUUUCUUUUCCUCGAUGCGGAUCGAAUGGGACUACCUAAUCAUGAUAGCUUUGUCUUUUCUACUGAGAUUCAGCGGCUAGAAUACGGUGAAAGUCGUUACAUUACAGCCAAGGUCGAGAGUGAAUGGCGACCACCUUGCAAGGGCUCUGAUCCACGAACAGACUGUGCCGUCCCCACACAAGCAGAAUGCACCGUCUCCAGCCGAUGGAGUCCUUGCCCGAUCUUUCUGCGACCUCACAAAGAGUUGGAAGAAGCGUCCUCGAGGUUCCCCAACAGCGAAAUAUCGAUUCCGGUCUUUGGUACAGAUCAGCAUCUAUCACAAUCGUCUGCUGACGAUGUAUAUGGUUGCUUGCAUGAAACUGCGACGACUGCGUUGUUAUCUUGCGAGAUACCGGGACAAGUGGUUGACAGCGUUGGCUGGCGGGUAGGACAUUGGACGACCAUAGAUCAAAACUCUGGGCGCGAGAUUGCUGCGGCAUUUGCAUGGCUAUUCGCACGAGUGAAAGACCUUGGAGAUUUCGAAGGAGGCUGGAGGUCCCUUGGUCCCUGUCCAAGUGGCUAUCGAAAAUGUCUCACCUGUGCUCCGGAGCCCCCAAGAAUAAUGUGGACGUGCUCAAGAAGUGCCAAUGAAGACAAGAUCAUACCUUACGAAGAUGGGCGAGAGGCUGGCAAUUUCGAGCGAAAAAUCAAAGCUCGACCAGCUCCCUUUUUGGUGCAAACCUACAUCGAUGACGAUGAAAAGCGUACAGGUCGUCUCUUGGUGGGCUUAAACCUACCAACCUUGGUCCACCGGGCUUUGGCUAGACUUGGCAACAUUGCAGACAGCGACGACAUCGAGAUGGAUUGGCGUCUUGACACCGGAUUUGAAGCGCCAACCCGUUACAAGCUCAAAGAACUCACUCUGCCGAACAACGAGCUUGCUUCCCAGGCUGAGUAUGACUUUCCAACUGGCGAACAGCUUCGGCCUGAACAGAAGCGGUCUCUUCAGUGGAUGAUUGGCCAAGAGGCCGAUGAGAUGGUGUUCUACGAAGAAGAAAUUGAAGAAGCAACCUUGUCACAGCUAAGCUGGAGGGCAGAAGCACGUGUAAGACGUGUCCGGACUGUUCGAGGAGGCAUUCUGGCCGACGAGGUUGGGUACGGCAAGACCGCAACGACUCUUGCACUGAUUCACGCACAAGAAGAGAGUGCGAAAGAGUACGCAAGUAACAAAAACGCCGGUUGCAUCUCUGUCAAAGCGACCUUGAUCCUAGUACCACCCCACCUAGUCCACCAGUGGAAAGGGCAAGCCCACAAGUUCCUGGGGAUAAGUUCAAACGACGACAAGAUCCUGGUCAUUGAGGACCUGACUGACCUAGCAAGAAUUUCGGUCCAGCGGAUCAAACAAGCUACCAUUGUCCUCACUUCCUGGAGAGUUUUAAGUAGUCCAGCAUAUAUGACCCGGAUGUCGCAUUUUGCGGCGCUGCCAGAAGGUCCGUCCAGCGGAGACCGUGAAACUGAUGUCUGGCUCACCCGAGCAUGUGGUAACAUCAAGAAGCAUAUGGGCGAACUCGUCAGCGAGCAACACAGUCCCAUAGACUUUGCCGCAGUCCUGAAGCUAAGAUUGAAAGCAGCUCAUACUGACAAGGAUAUAAUCCGCGAUGUCCCUACACAGCGGCUUAAAGGCGCCAAAUACACCACUUGGAAUCCAGCGGAAUGCGUAACACCAAAGGACCCUUCCCCCAAGGAGCAAGAUCUGGAGAAAUUCUUCAAGCACAUGACGAGAGAGGGUUGCACUGACCUGAAUUCUAUGACUGGUAUCUUGUUGCACAUGUUCGAUUUCCAUCGAAUUGUUGUUGACGAAUACACGUACGUCGACAAAAGUCAGCAGGCCGGGAAGCUCUCUAAAUUCAUUACCACCAUCAACGCGCGUUCUAGAUGGGUGCUCUCUGGGACUCCCAGCAUUCAGGACUUUGGAGAUGUGCGCAUCCUUGCCAGCUUCUUAGCAUACAACCUUGGGGUUGUGGAUGAUGCCGCAGGGGUCCUCAAAGGGGCCGCAAUACGGCAUAUCAGGGACGAUAGAACUGCCGCCGAGCAAUUCCGGGCAUAUGGCUAUUCACAUACCGCUGCAUGGCACAUAAGUAGGCAAGCCCACGCGCAGAGAUUCCUCGACAAGUUCGCUAGUAAGAACGUCGCCGAGAUCGGACUCAUCAGAUGCAUGACGGAUCUUCGCCCACAUUGCCUUGGAGCAGCUGAGACCAUAGUUAAUGCUGAGCUUCAGCAACAACUACAAUCCACAGAAAUGAAGAUUGUCCUACGUGGUAAGAGCAAGAAUGACAAUGAUAGACUUCGGCGAUACCAAGAUCUACUCCAAGACUGCCAGACAGCGUCAGAAUGCCUUUUGAGGGCCUGCUCAUACUUCGAAUUGGUGGACACACGAUCUGCGGAGAGCGAGCCAUCCGGAGAUGCAAUGGACGUCGACGUUGAGGAUGAAGAUGACUUUCUUGAUGAAGAAUACGAGAAAUUCUCAUUUCCUACAACAGAACUGUUCGGGGCCUGCGAAACAAUGAUCAGUAUCCGUGAGAAACAGAUGAAAGCACUGGUUGCGGAGUUGGAGUACAACCUGUUACACGCCGCAUGGCUGGAGCAGCAAUGUGGGCGCGCAACAGCACCGGAGUACCAAGGCUCGCAUUACCGUCAAUGGAAGUCAGAAAUAGAGAUUAUUGGUCUCAGAGACCCUACAGCCACUUCUGACCUUCGCCACUACCUCAUCGCAGCUCUCGAAAAGGUCGAUGCCAAUACCGAAGAGAUAUACUACCGCGAUCCCCCAACCGCUGAAGACCUGAAAAGGGAGAAGAAAGCCGCAGACGAGCUCAAAAAGCAGGCAAAAGACAAGCGAACAGCGGACAGAAGACUCAAGAAAGCCGGCGAAGGCAAUCAGAGCCGAAAGGCAUCAAGAAUGUCCAAAGCUACCGCUUGUCCAGAUGAAGAUCCAGAUGAAGACUUCGCAGAAAUGGUUGUCGGCGAUAGCGAAUCCAUCCAAGCAGGUGACAUGGAUCCCAACAUGGCUCCCAAUCCCGCAGAUCCCAAGCCAAACAAGAUUCGCAAAGACGACUUCAAGAAGUAUGCUAGCGUGCUUCGAGGCCUCACGGGUCAUCUAAGGAGUCUGGUAGCAGAGUUGACCUCUAGGACGAGGUCCCUCCGCUUCGCCCGCGGCGCAGAGGAGCUCUCACAGUGGUAUACUGAUCUCAGCAAGCCACCUACAUGCAGAGCUUGCGGCAAAGUUGUACUUGAUCAUAACAGUAUCAGCAUCAACAUUCGCUGCGGUCACUCCACCUGCCAAGACUGCAUCCAGACGACGCACCUCGCUAUAUGCGCUGUCGAUGGCUGUUGUGAGGGAUCCGACCCAUAUCGCCUGAGAAAGGGCGUGGACCUUGUUGGCGAUGGGGAGACCUGGACACGCGGCUCAAGGCUGGGUCACAUCAUCGAAUUGAUCAACAGUUUACCAAAGGACGAACAAGUCCUACUGUUUGUUCAAUUCGAGGAUGUGAUGCUCAAAAUGGCCUCAGGAUUGGAGGAGGCUAACAUCUCUUGCUAUGCGUUGAGUCAGAAAGCCGGCCAUCAGAUCGUCGACAUGAUGAAUGAUUUCCAAGAUAACCAGGGGAAGAAUAAGAAGAAAGUUCUGCUCCUCAACCCCUCAAAUGAAACCGCGUCCGGAAUCAACCUCACCAACGCAAAUCACAUCAUCUUCGCGUCUCCCCUCCUCACUAAAACGCAACAGUCGUACAACGCUUCAAUGACACAGUGCAUUGGACGAGCGAAGAGAUACGGUCAGCAAAAGACCGUGCACGUUUAUAGAUUCUUCGCCCUCAGAACUAUCGACGUCGACAUCUUGCAAGAGCGCGAAGUGAAGACAUUGGUGAAGAAGAAGGACCUCAAGGGUAAAAGGGCCGAGCGGCGCGGAAUUGAUAGGGGGCAACCAAGCGGGGAGUCAAGUGGAGAGUGGUUGUUGGUAACAGAGAAUGCGUUUGAUGACACCCUGGAGGCUGGCUGGGGGUCCGGUUACGACUUUAAGUCGGACCCAACCGCGGACGAGUAG